Molecule: messenger RNA, 1380 nt
Organism: Brassica oleracea var. oleracea
Lineage: Eukaryota; Viridiplantae; Streptophyta; Magnoliopsida; Brassicales; Brassicaceae
Product: putative cadmium/zinc-transporting ATPase HMA4
Exons: 1
Coding region: 10-1248 (412 amino acids)
Source: RefSeq, a predicted model, not a curated record
AAGGUGGUGAUGGUGAAACCAAGUAGUAAGUCCAGUUCUGACCAUGGUCACUCUGGUGGUUGUUGUGGUGAUAAGAAGCAAGAGAAUGUAAAGGUGGUUGUGAAAGAUAGCUGUUGCGCUGAGAAGACUAAUAAACCAGUUGGAGAUAUGGCUUCAUCGAGCUCAUGCAAGAAGUCUACUCAUGUCAACCACGACAUGAAACUGAAAGGUGGAUCAGGUUGUUGUACUAAGGAUAAAGAGAAAGCAGAGAAGAAUGUAGACAUGCAGAUUCUUGGGGAUGAGUUAUUUGAUUUGGAGAAAGGUCUGCAGAAGAAGGCUGGUGAAACUUGCAAGACAAGCUGUUGUGGAACUAAAGAGAAGGCUAAGGAAACGUCUUCUCUGGAGAAGGAUGUGCUGAUUAAGGAGACAGUGAAACAAACCGAGGAGAUAACUCUGGCUUCUGAGGAAGAGACAGGUAGUCUUGAUUGCUGGUUGGAUAGCUGCGACAACAAGACCACAGUGAAGCAAAGCUGCCAUGAGGAGACAAGUCUAGACAUUGAAGCUGGUGUAAGUUGUGAUCUCAAGCUGGCUUGUUGUGGUAGCAUAGAAGGAGGAGAAGUGAAAGAGAAACUUGAUCUUGAGAUAAAAAGUGAAGGACAAUGUAAGUCUGUUUGUUGUGGUGAUGAAAAGCAAACCGGAGAGAUAACUCUGGCAUGUGAGGAAGAGACAGACGGUUCUAAUUUCUCCUCAGGAUGUUGCGGAAACAAGGAGAAAGUGGAACAAAUCUGCCAUCAGAAGGAUUGUCUGGAGACUGAUCUCAAGUUGGUUUGUUGUGGAGACACAGAAGGAGAAGUGAGAGAGGCAUUUGAUCUUGAGAAGGGCAAAGGAGAAUGCUGUGGCAAAGAAGUAACACAAAUCUGUAGUGAGAAGCCUGUUAGCAAAUCCCCUUGCUGUGGAACUGGUUUGAAGCAAGAAGGGUCGUCUAGUUCGGUGAAUGUGGUGGAGAGUGGUAGCAAAGAGCGAGAGAUGGUGAAGGUUUCUAGCCAAAGCUGUUGCACGAGUCCUAAUGAUCUGGUGUUGCAAGUGAAGAAGGUAGAGAGUUGUUGCAAAGUGAAGACUCCAGAGGCUUGUGGAUCUAAAUGUAAGGUAAAAGAUAAGCGUCACAUUGGUAAAAGCUGUUGCAGGAGUUAUGCCAAGGCAUAUUGUACUCACAGGCAUCAUCACCACCACCAUGGCCACCACCAUCACCACCAUGUGGGGGCUGCUUGAUGGAGACUGUGAUUGAAUAGCUUUGAAUCUCAGACGCAUCCAUCUAUUCACGUAACCUUUCCUCUUCAACUAGUGUGGUCGAAAAAAUAAAAACAUGUUUUUAUUGUUUUCAGCAAGGACUAGAUUUAGCAA